Messenger RNA from Betta splendens (Siamese fighting fish), 1325 nucleotides. RefSeq lists its product as uncharacterized. Lineage: Eukaryota; Metazoa; Chordata; Actinopteri; Anabantiformes; Osphronemidae. The transcript is spliced from 6 exons. The record is from RefSeq and is a predicted model, not a curated record. The coding region runs from base 194 to 1144 and encodes 316 amino acids.
CAUCCAUCCACACUGCGCGCGCAUCUUCAAAUAAGGUCCACGAGCCCAUCAAAACACAGCCUAUGCGAGCUCAGCAGGCGCGAGCCAGUAUAACAAGUCUGAGGCAGAUGGCUUGGAGUCCUUCACUUCAUCAUUUAAAGUCAGAAUAGAAUAUUACAGGUCAGUUGAAUACUGUCUAAAGUGGGAAGGACCCAUGCAUCUCAGGCACUCCUCCAAAUUAGCAAAGGGCUCCAACAAGAGCCCCAGAAAAAAAAACAGCCCAGAUGAAGAUGGUAUCAAGCACAAGGUGGUGGAGAAGAAACCAAGGACAGGAAUGAGGAGGACUAAAUCUAGCAACGGUGUAGUUCAUGCAAAAGAAAGACACCUCAUCAGCAGCCCACAUGAAACUGAUGGUGUGGUCGAGGAAGAGAUCCUUGAUCAGGGACUGGAUGAGUGGGAUGAUGACUGUGCUUCUGUCUCUAGCAGCAUAAGUUCUGGUCCCUCCCUCUAUUAUCCUGCUAGGCUCUCACAGGACCUGUGCUCUGCAUGUCAGAAGCUCUAUCAGAAGGCAAGGAGAAUGAAAGCUCCACUUAAAAACAAACUCUUGGAUAAUGAUCCCAAAUCAUUGACAUGUGACCAGUGGGUCCUGAUCAAAAACAGAAGGCUGGCAAGGAUGUCUGAUGCAGGCGGGAAGCUUUUGAUCUCCCUCCAGCGGGUCAAAAAAAGACUUCGAGGCAAAAAAGUGAAGCAACAUGAGCAGCCACCAGCCUGCUCAAGACCACAUAUUUACCUGGAAAGGAACCUGAGGCGACGUGUGCCCUUGAAAAAGGAGAGGAAGACAAACAAAAGGAGGAAGAGGACAAGAGAUGAUUCUCAAGGUUCCCGUGUUGCUAAGCAGCAGCGUCUCCAAAGCAACGUCCGCGGCCAACACAUCAGCUCAGUCAAUGACAGUUGUUAUUCAGCCAGCACACAAAACGACAUGAAUGAGUUGGAGGACUACAGUGAUCAAGAUACCAGCUCAGCAGGACCCUCCUCUGUCAUCAACCCCACCACCACAGAGCUCCCAUCAAAGCAGACAAAGUCACAAACAUUUCAGAGGGGAUUCAGAGAGUUGCUUCUCCAACUGCGUGGCAACAGCAGCAAUAUAGUCAGAGAACCACAUUAGAGAAAAGACUAGCUUCUUUUUUUGUUCUAGCUCUAGGAGUAAGUAUUGAGUUCUCAUUAUAUUUACUCAACAAGAAUUUAAGUGUUUUCACAUUAUUGUGCUGUUAUGAAAUGAAGUUAUUCAGGGUUUGGGUGUUGUUGUUUUGUUUUAUUCUUCUUAAUUAAAGGCACUUUUAAGCAUA